Molecule: messenger RNA, 1385 nt
Organism: Drosophila hydei
Lineage: Eukaryota; Metazoa; Arthropoda; Insecta; Diptera; Drosophilidae
Gene: CtsB
Product: cathepsin B
Exons: 4
Coding region: 226-1254 (342 amino acids)
Biological process (GO): regulation of catalytic activity
Cellular component (GO): lysosome
Molecular function (GO): cysteine-type endopeptidase activity
Source: RefSeq, a predicted model, not a curated record
AACAAAAAAGAAACAACGCAUAUAAAUUAAGCCUAACUAGACUGUUCAACAGUUUGCAAUUGCUGCUGGUGGCUGUCAGUCGACUAAAUAACAUUCGAGAGGCCUACGUUUUUAUCUAUAUUGACAAAUUUAUAUAUAUUAUAUAUACAUACGAUUAGCUGGCUAUUCUCUGACAAUUUUUCAAUUGCGUUGUCAGCGCCAUUUUGACGAAUACGCAGCUGUAAAAUGAAAUAUUUUGCAGCGACUGUAGCACUGCUGGCCCUGGCAGCUAUAGCUGCCGCUAUUAAGGAUGAUCCGCAUAUGCUUAGCGAUGAUUUUAUAGAGCUAGUGCGCAGCAAAGCAAAGACAUGGACGGCUGGUCGCAACUUUGAUGAAUCUGUAUCCGAGCUUCAUAUACGUGGUCUUAUGGGCGUCCAUCCCGAUGCGCAUAAGUUUACGCUGCCCGAAAAAAGCCAAGUACUUGGCAAUCUGGUAGGCGAUGAUGGGGACGAGCUGCCCGAAUCGUUUGAUGCACGUACUGCCUGGCCCAACUGUCCAACAAUCGGAGAAAUACGUGAUCAGGGCUCAUGCGGAUCCUGCUGGGCCUUUGGUGCCGUUGAGGCGAUGUCUGAUCGUGUGUGCAUACAUUCCAAUGGCACUGUAAAUUUUCAUUUCUCGGCUGAUGAUUUGGUCUCCUGUUGCCAUACUUGCGGAUUUGGCUGCAAUGGCGGAUUCCCUGGCGCUGCCUGGAGUUACUGGACCCACAAGGGUAUUGUGAGCGGUGGCUCCUAUCAUUCUAAUGAGGGCUGUCGUCCCUAUGAAAUCGAACCCUGUGAGCAUCACGUAAACGGAACACGACCACCCUGCAAAAAUGGCAAAACUCCGCGCUGCCAGCAUCAAUGUGAGUCCAGUUACUCCGUUGAUUAUGCUAAGGACAAACAUUUCGGUUCCAAGUCAUACUCGAUCAGUCGCAAUCCCCGCGAUAUUCAACGCGAAAUCAUGACCAACGGACCCGUGGAGGGUGCAUUCACAGUCUAUGAAGAUUUGAUUUUGUACAAGACUGGCGUCUACAAGCAUGUCCACGGAAAAGAGUUGGGCGGUCAUGCCAUACGCAUACUCGGCUGGGGCGUUUGGGGCGAUAGCAAAGUGCCCUAUUGGCUAAUUGGCAACUCAUGGAACACCGACUGGGGUGAUAAUGGUUUCUUCCGUAUUGUGCGCGGCGAAGAUCAUUGCGGCAUUGAAAGCGCCAUCUCUGCUGGCCUGCCGAAAUUGUAAGACACCUUCCAAAUUCAACUAACUGCUUAAUAUUGCUUUAUGCCUUCAAAUAAUGAUAGUACGAUAUUACAGACUUUUCAAUACCAUUAUACUGUAUGUAAAACAAUUAGUUGCGACUUUAGAGAAUAAAU